Molecule: messenger RNA, 1168 nt
Organism: Bombina bombina (fire-bellied toad)
Lineage: Eukaryota; Metazoa; Chordata; Amphibia; Anura; Bombinatoridae
Product: transmembrane protein 272
Exons: 6
Coding region: 100-603 (167 amino acids)
Source: RefSeq, a predicted model, not a curated record
UGCCAGUAGUCCUAUUCUGUAAUAAAUAGACUGUAGACAGCAGCAGGGAGGGACCUGGGUGUUGUGAGGAACUGCAAGAGGUGCUCAGUGUGAUCAGACAUGCCGGAAGUGGGAGCAAACGCAACGUCAGGAUCCCAGAUCUUUACUUUGCUUCUAUGGACAGCUCUGAGCAUUGCCAUGAUUAUAAUAGGGUCAAUGCAUGUAGACAAUUGUCCAGCUGAGCCGAAGAUUCCUAUCUAUCUAAUAGUAGCCGGUAGCUUCCAUUUACUGGCAUUUGUUCUCAUCCCAUUGAAGUUGGCGGCUGAAAAAGUUGCGUAUAGCAUAGAGGGGAUACUGGGUCUAUUUUCUUUCUGCUGGUUUAUAGCAGGCAGUGUCUGGGUGUUCAGAAUCUACCAGUACCAGCCCCGGGCAUGCAAUGAUAUGAUGUAUACAUUUGCCUUUGGAAUUUUGAUCUUUGAGUACAUCUUCAUUGCCUUUGUUGUAGCUGCUGUAUGCCUUUGUACGCUAUGCCUUGGCAUCCUGGUAUCAUCAUCAGACCUUGAAUCUUCUCCUGUGAAUCAGUCACCUGAAGAGCAAAGUGUUCUACCAAAGAACGCCGCCUGAAGAGUCCAAAAUACUCUGGGUCCAGUGAAGAUUAUCCUGAGCUAAAGAGACUUAACUAUAAAGGGAGGAAGACUGACACUGGGUUGUUUUGAUGUUUAUUAUCCAAAAUAUUAUUAUCCAGUGAGGUUCUGUAAUAUUUUUUUAGAAACUUUUGCAUUGAAGAUGAUGGAACCUUGAUAAAGAGUCAAUGUUCUGCCACUGGGUUAAUUAUGUCUUUGAUAUGUUAAAAGUUAGUUUGUUGCCUCAUUAUAUACAAUAUCAUAUUUGAAGAUUUUAAGACACGUACAAUCAAGGCUACAACUGUUACAUAUGCUUCCAAUUAUGAAGUCUAAGAUAUUGUUGGGAAUUCCUACUGAGAUGGAUUUGUGGAGUGGGCAAAUAUGAAAUGUCAGAGAUGGGGAAGAAUAAGAUGUGAAUAAAUUAGCCUAUUACUCAUCAAAAUACAGUAAGGGCUAGUGGGUGAAUGACACUAUCAUUAUAUAAUAUAAAGAUAUGUAUAAUAUAAAUACAAAUUCACUGGUUUAUAUAUACUGUAUAUAUAUUAAAAUGAUAAAUAAGCAUACAA